AAGGGUUUUAGCUCCCCCAAACACACACAAACAUCUUCAACUCCCGGCAAAUCGCCGCCACUCUAAAACCCUUAAAUCUCCGGCCACCGGAAAAUCAAAAUCUGAAACAAAUGGGGAAAGUAGCAUAUAUGAAGCUAAAGGGUAGCCAAAACUUAAGGCAAAGAUUGUUGUUAUCAACCCUUUCUUCAACUCCGAUUUUAAUUGAAGAUAUCCGUGCCGAUGCCACGUGGCCUGGCCUCCUUCCUCACGAGGUUUCUUUUCUCCGCCUUCUCGAAACGGUCUCCGAUGAUUGUCAUGUUGAAAUUAACGAAACCGGGACUAAGUUGAAGUACAAGCCGGGGAUAGUAAUGGGUGGGAAAUACCUGGAGCAUGAUUGCGGAUUGAGUAGGUCAAUUGGGUAUUUUUUGGAACCUUUGAUCGUGCUUGGUUUGUUCGGAAAGAAACCCCUUUCUAUUAAGCUGAAAGGGAUCACAAAUGAUCCAAAAGACCCAUCAGUAGAUACAUUUAGAUCAACCACCUUACCUCUAUUGAAGCGUUUUGGAGUUCCUUCAGAAGGGUUGGAGUUGAAGAUUGAAAACCGUGGAGUUGCUCCCAAAGGUGGUGGGGAAGUUACCUUAUCAGUUCCCGUUAUUCAUAAUAGUUUGAAGGCUGUCACAUGGACUGAUGAAGGCAUGGUAAAAAGGAUCAGGGGAAUUAGUUUCUCCACAAGAGUAUCAGUUCAGUUUGAAAAUACGAUGAUACAUGCUGCUCGAGGAAUCUUUAACCGUUUGCUUCCGGAUGUUCACAUUUUUACUGAUCAUAAAGCUGGUGUACAAGCUGGAAACUCACCUGGUUAUGGAAUUUCAUUGGUUGCUGAAACAACAUCUGGGUGUUUCAUUUCGGUCGAUACCACAAUAUCUUAUGGCCAAGCGAAUGAUGACAUGGAUGUUGAUGAAAAGAAAGAACUUACACCCCCAGAGGAAGUUGGGGAGGAAAUUGCAUCCCUUUUACUGGGUGAGAUUGAACAAGGCGGUGUCGUAGAUUCUUCUCACCAGGGUUUGUUAUUUCUUCUUUGCGCAUUAUGCCCACCAGAUGUAUCAAAAGUUCGUGUAGGAAAGCUCGUACCUUAUGGUAUUGAAACACUCAGAAAUAUCAGAGAUUUUCUAGGCGUUAAAUUCGUAAUCAAGCCAGAACCAACAACAGGCACUGUCAUGCUUAAAUGCAUUGGAUGUGGAUUGAAAAAUCUAUCGCGAAAGUUAUCAUGAUGUUUCAACAUUUUAAGUUAUCUUUUCUCUAGUUUUGUAAGCUUUUUAAGCCUCUUUGACAUGUGAUCUAGUAAAGAGAUUGUAGUGGCAGUUUUGUUGUUUUUGUUA
Molecule: messenger RNA, 1352 nt
Organism: Erigeron canadensis
Lineage: Eukaryota; Viridiplantae; Streptophyta; Magnoliopsida; Asterales; Asteraceae
Product: probable RNA 3'-terminal phosphate cyclase-like protein
Exons: 6
Coding region: 111-1244 (377 amino acids)
Biological process (GO): ribosome biogenesis; endonucleolytic cleavage of tricistronic rRNA transcript (SSU-rRNA, 5.8S rRNA, LSU-rRNA)
Cellular component (GO): nucleolus
Molecular function (GO): RNA endonuclease activity
Source: RefSeq, a predicted model, not a curated record